Molecule: messenger RNA, 2368 nt
Organism: Osmerus eperlanus (European smelt)
Lineage: Eukaryota; Metazoa; Chordata; Actinopteri; Osmeriformes; Osmeridae
Gene: sdad1
Product: SDA1 domain containing 1
Exons: 22
Coding region: 117-2177 (686 amino acids)
Biological process (GO): ribosomal large subunit biogenesis; ribosomal large subunit export from nucleus
Cellular component (GO): nucleolus
Source: RefSeq, a predicted model, not a curated record
CCAAAGAGCCUACCCGUAGAUGAGUCAAAACAUGGCGACCCCCUCAUAAGCCACGCUGGUGUUUUGCUAGUUAUCGUUCAAGUUUUACGGAAGUGAAUAUCAAAUAAUUUGUAAUCAUGUCGGGUCGACACAACAACAAAUUGCCAAAUAAUCUUCCACAAUUGCAAAACCUUAUCAAGAGAGAUCCUCAAUCAUACACUGAAGAGUUCCUGCAACAGUACCGACAUUAUCAGUCCAAUGUGCAGAUUUUCAAGCUACAGCCUGACAAGCCAAAUAAAGAGCUUGGAGACCUGGUCAUGUUUCUGGCUCAGGUCGGGCACUGCUAUCUGCAGCAGCUCUCCACGUUCCCCCAGGAGUUGACAGAGUUGCUUCUGAGCCAUCACACGGUCUUAGAAUCAGACUUACGAAUGACCUUCUGCAAAGCCCUGAUUCUCCUGAGGAACAAAAAUCUCAUCAACCCCACAGGUCUUCUGGAAUUGUUCUUUGAAUUGCUGCGAUGUCAUGACAAGCUCCUAAGGAAGACAUUGUACACACAUAUUGUGGCUGACAUCAAAAACAUCAACGCCAAGCACAAAAACAACAAAGCCAACACGAUGUUACAGAACUUCAUGUACACCAUGCUGAGAGACAGUAAUCCCAUUGCAGCCAAGAUCUCUCUUGAUGUGAUGGUGGAACUGUAUAAGAGGAACAUAUGGAAUGAUGCCAAAACUGUUAAUGUCAUCACGACUGCGUGUUUCUCUAAAGUUACAAAGAUCCUUGUAGCAGGCAUGAAGUUCUUCCUGGGUAAAGAUGAGGAUGAGAAGAAUGACAGUGGCUCAGAGUCCGAGGCAAAGGGGCCGUCGGCUAGAGACUUGAUGGUGAGAUAUUCCACAAACAAGAAAACCCCCAAGUCCAAGAAGAAAAUGGAGAAGGCCAUGAAAGUCCUCAAGAAACACAAAAAAAAGAAGAAGGUUGAGGUGUUCAACUUCUCAGCCAUCCAUCUGAUCCAUGAUCCACAAGAUUUUGCGGAGAAGCUUUUAAAGCAAUUGGAGGACUCCAAAGAGCGCUUUGAGGUGAAGAUCAUGAUGAUGGACCUGAUAUCUCGACUGGUCGGUAUUCAUGAGCUCUUCCUCUUCAACUACUACCCAUUUGUCCAACGGUUUAUUCAGCCCCAUCAGAGAGAGGUGACCAAGAUCCUUCUGUGUGCAGCGCAGUCCUCUCACCAGCUAGUCCCUCCUGAGAUCAUUGAGCCUGUGAUCAUGACCAUCGCUAAUAACUUUGUGACGGACAGAAACUCAGGCGAGGUGAUGACCGUUGGCCUCAACGCCAUCAAGGAGGUUGCAGCUCGCUGCCCCCUCUCUAUAACAGAGGACCUCCUCCAGGAUCUGGUCCAGUACAAGACUCACAAAGAUAAGAAUGUGAUGAUGUCAGCCAGAGGACUGAUUCAACUGUUCAGGAAUCUGAACCCACAAAUGCUGCAUAAGAAAGACAGGGGGAGGCCAACAGAGUCGUCAGUGGAGGCCAGGAUCCAGGACUACGGGGAGAUGGAGUCCAAGGACUACAUCCCAGGAGCUGAGGUCCUAGAAGUAGAGGAGGACCAGGAAGCGGAUGAGGAUGAGGAAGGGUGGGAGAGUGCCAGUAUAAGUGAUGGUGGUGAAGAUGGCGAGUGGGUGGAUGUGCACCAUUCCUCAGACGAGGGCGCUGGAGAAAUGGCCGAGAAGCUCCAAAGCAUGCCUGUGGAGGAGAGGAAGGCCAAGGCCAAGGCUGUCAGCUCCAGUCGAGUCCUCACCCAGGAUGAUUUCAAGAAGAUCCGCCUGGCCCAGAUGGCUAAGGAGCUGACCGGUGCCCCGGGCAAGGCUCAGAAGAGGAAGAUGGUGGAUAGUGAUGACGAGGGGGACAACAGAGGGGAGCUUCUGACCUUGAGAAACAUUGAGAAACUGCACAAGAAACCUAAGGCAGACAAGGAAACACGCCUGGCAACGGCAAUGGCUGGCAGGUCAGACAGGAAAGAGUUUGUGCAUAAGAGGACAAAGCUCAACCCGUUUGCCAGCACCAGCAACAAGGAGAAGAAGAGGAACAAGAACUUCAUGAUGAUGAGGCAUAGUCAGAACGUCAGGACCAAGGGGAAGCGCUCCUUCAGGGACAAACAGAUUGCUCUAAGAGAUGCCCUAGUGAAGAGAAGUAAGGUCCAUAAGUAACAUCUCUGGAGUGAAAGGUUCUUUCCUUACCCAGCAUCAUCAAGAUCUUGUGAAAUGGGACUUUACUUUGUAUAAAAACAAAUGGCUGCCUUAAAUUGGGCAAUGAAGUUUUCUUUGUAAUGUGGGGUGUAACAUCUGUAUUUGUGUAUAGGUAGGCUAUAGUGCCAUCUAUUAAAAUAUAAUUAACUUCA